GCACCAACCUUGUGGCGGUGAAGAGUUACGGUGCAGCUCCCGCGUCAUGUCACUGAGUUGCCGCCUCCCACUACAAAGCUUAGACACAGUAUCGCAACACCGGUGAGAGGUUAUAAUACAUGACAAGUGCUACGUAAACAACACCUCACAGGAAGUGGAUUCUCACCCCCACGAACUGCUGGAAAAAAGUUAUAAAAGGGAAACUUGUCCUGCUGCUAGAAGUGAGCCAUGUCCAGACUCCUGUGCACGGCGCUACUGGUGGCGACGCUGUUCCUGGCGGUGACAUCACAGCCAUUCCCUCAGCAAGACCCCAGCAAGCACAAUGACUUCAUAUGGAACUCAAGAAAGAUAGGCAACAAGAAAGUAGCAACAUUAACUAUAAGGAAGGACGAAGAGCGGGAUCGCCGCAGCAUCUCGCCAGUGGAAGAUGAGGAAAGCGGCCACAAAAACGGGAGGAGGAGGCACGCCCACAGACACCACCAUGGGGAGGGCGCGCGGGCGGCGAUGUGGCUGGCGAACGACCAGUCAGAUGCGGGACACGACGGAGGAAGUGCGUCAUCAGAGACCUACACUUCUGAAGGGACGAGGCAUAGCAGCCGGUCAGCGUUGGAGGAUGGACACAGAGUGAGGCAUAGUGAUGUACGCUCUGAAAGUUUACAAGGUGAGGCUCACAUGCCAAGCUUUCCUGAGAUGCUUGCGGAAGCAGGAAUCACAGUCGAUCCAUCACUGCUCAAAAGCAAGACCACCAGCGCAAGGCGAGGCAAUAGCGAGGAACGCAGGAACAGAAACGGCAAGAAGAAUAGAAGAAACAAAGCAGGAAGGCGAAGCAGGAAAAACAGGAAUAAGAGGAAAAAGAAGGGUUGUCGUCGCCUGAAGGGGGAGGAGAGAAGGAAGUGCUUGGAAGCCCUUCGUCAGUGCAGCAACCUGAAGAAGCGUAAGAAGAGGAGGUGCCGUGCUGAUGCUCUUGAGGCAGCCCUCAGCGAAGCCUCCGGCAGGCGGGAAGACAUCCACAGCUUCCUCAAGAACAUCACUGAGAUGAGCGGGAAGGAGGCGUGUCACUACCACUACCUGAAGAGCUGCGGCACCAGAGUGGGCCUCUUCACCACGGGGCCAGACAGCGACAGGGCAGUCGUCAAGUGUCACUUCAGGAAGGAAUUCCUCAAGUGCAUGCAGAACCUGCAGGAGCACGGGACGUGCGACCCAACCUUUCACACGCGAGGCGACAUCAGCGCCCUCAGGGAAAAGAUCAAGGAGCUUGUAUGGACGCCGAGCAGCUGCCUCAUCUCGGACGUCGUGGAAGGGUGGAGUAUGACAAAGUGAAGUGUAUUUGGGGGAAGAACAACUCCAAUGAAGCUUUGACAGGAAGCAGCAUGAAGGAAGGAAGGAAGGAAGGAAGGAUCAGGACUCAGCAGCAGCAGGGACAGCCACAAGUGUUGCUGGAACAGACCAGUAACUGUUCCUGAAUGAAAUAUGGAGUGUUUUCAGCAUUGAUUUCAUUAUAUUGCCCAAUGAUCUAUCUACCAUCUAUAUCUAUCUACUACUUUAUAUAUGUACCAUAUAUACAUACAUAUAUUCAUUUAUUUAUUUAUUCAUCUGAUGUUCCUCCCUUAGCAAUCCUGCAAGGGGGUGACUCUGACAUGGCUCUGCAGGGCGGCAGCCAAAUGCUUCACACAGGACAUUGUGGGACAUACUGAGGCAAUUGUGAUCAUAUAUUCAUCUAUAUCUUAUCCUCUAUUUAUUUAUGUGCUACAUUUAUUCAUCAAUUGACCAUCAUUAAUUUCUGGUGACAUUCAUAUGACAUGAGGCCACAACACAACCAUUCUGUUGCUGCUGUUCAUGUACUUCAUCCUACACUGCCCACCUAUAACUCUCCCAUUCCCUUUUCUUCACUCUUGCUUCCUCAUCAAGACUGUUCCAUGGUUUCAUGUGCACAACAUCUACAUUCCUUAUUUUCACUCAUCAUAACUCAUCCCUCAUGGUGAACAAGCCAUUUCAAGACACACUGCUUCAAUGCUGGACAUCCCACAAUUAUCUUUCAUGUAAUGUCAGAUCUCCUAUAAACACUCACUACUUUUCAUAUUUUCUCCUUGACUCACACCACUCUUGCUUUCAUCCGUAUCUGAAUCUCACUACUUGUCAAUGCUGCCAUUACAUAUCUUAUUUGUCUGUUUAUCUAUUUUUAUUAUUGCUUAGUUAUUUUUUUCUUUUUAUUUUUUAUCUAGCUCAUGAAUGAGCUUUUCUCAUCAUUCUCCACACACACACACACACACACACACACACACACACACACACACACACACACACACACACACACAUAACUACACUGAUAUCUAAACACAUAACUAAACUGAUAUCAAAACUCACAUAAUUUUACUAUUUUGUGUUCAUGGAGUCUAAUCACGCACAACUUCCAUCACUUUACUUUUCCUCAAUAUUGAAACAGAAAUUAGAUUGAAUAAUUCCAUUUGUUAAAGGAAAGAUGCUUGAUAUUACUUUUAGUCAUACUUUGACAACUUGAAUCAUAUCAAUAUGAUAUACUAAAAAAUAAAUAGAUUUGAUAUUCACUUAACACUCACAUUUCCAUUAGUGCUGGUCACUUUUUCCACUCAUGCUGGUCACUUUUCUUUUUUUUUCCUUUCUCUCCAACAUCUGGAAACAGACAUUCCAUUAGUACUGAUAUGUACACUUUCACAUGGUAUUUCAAAACAAUUUCUUCAUUGCAACACACACACACACACACACACACACACACACACACACACACACACACACACACACGGAUCUCACUCCAUCUAUGGUAUUAACUUUAUAAUCCUUCCUUGCACAUACAAAAAUACAAAAUGUCAUGCAGUCAGUCAGUCAGUCAGUCAGGUUGUGUACAUUUUCUUGAUCUAGUAUAACACAUCAUAUAUUUUUUUUCUUUCACAGCUUCCAAUACAUUCAAGAAUGAAAAUCUUGUUUUUACAGCCUUCCACAUUCUAAGGCCUCCCUGUUCUUAGUUUUAUUUUGUGGUGUCUUCUAUAUCAAUUCAGUUUAUAUUGGUACUUCAUCUCACAUCUAACCACAUACAAUGACAAAUAAUUCAUCUGUAAUAUCUCUUUUUUUACAAUUCACUUAUGUCUGAUGCAGUAUUAUUAGGACUCUGAACCUCUUUAUCAUUUGGCUUAAUGAUUACUGGUAAGAACACAUGAAUAUAAGGAGGCAGCACAAGACCAGUUGACCCACACAAGGCAGCUCCUGAGCACCUGAAACAUAACAUUUCUCAUCAUCUAUAGAUUUAUCUAGUCUUCUCCAAACUAUUGAAUUAAAACAACAGACACUUUCAUACAACUGUCACCACCUUCCCUUUCAAGGCAGCUUGGCUAUACUAUGCUAUGUCAAGAUGUCCAAUUCACCACGUGUACAGCUUCUCAGCUGCUACCUAAACCAUUCUGAAUACUUCACCUAACCCACAUCUUCUCCAGCAUCAUAGACCCACUUUCAAAUCUCUCUAUAUAGGCAACAUAAGUUUUGGCUAUGAGAGAAGACUUUACUGAAGAUUUAACCCAUGUCAAAAAUUGUCAUAGUAGUUUGGUUUUCUGAUAUGUUACUACUCAAACCUUAAAUGAUCACUGAGGUCUGAGAGAUGCUGGGCAGCCUAGACAGUUCUGGCACCAGACUCUUCUCUCCAUCCAUGUGUCUCUUUAUAUCUCUGCUCAGAGGAGAUAAAAAGUGCAUACUCAUCUCUCACCUUCCCUUUGCUUUCCUCAUGCACACACACAUACACACAUAAAAACAUCAUCCUUUAUUCUUAUCCUCUAUAGAACAUUCACUCCUCUCAACCUACAUGGCUUUUUCUAUAUCCAAAAUUUCAAACUGUGUCAUGAAAGUUUCCAUUACUUAGUUUUUUUUACAUCAAAUACAGUCACUUGACCUUCCAGAAUUAUGAUGCACAAGUUUCAUAAGAACAUGAGUGCACAAGAAAAUAAGGAAAACUACAACAAGCCAUCACACUACACAUGAUUGGCCUUCAUUGAAACCUACCAGCCUACUUUCACUAAGUAUCCUCAUCCAUGAAUGAAUUUAAUCCAGUGUUUACCAAUCUUUUCUUGAGCAAGUACCACUUAGAGGUUCCAUACACUCCUCAUGUAUCACUAAGUUUUAGAAAAAAAGACUCAAUUCCAGCAUAUAUCAAUUUAUUCACAAGUAGAACAGAACACACAAAUGAACCAACAAGGAGCAACACUCAAUUUAAUGAGAGGGAUGCAUGUGUUUCUUCUCACCAGCUGAUCAGUCAGAUUAUUUUGUGUAAGGCAAUAAUAUCUUUUCUAAGAAAUUAAUUACAAUUCAAUCUAACUAAAAAUCACAUAUGAUUCCAAAAGUGUUCAUGUACCACCUGGCAGGCCUUUGCGUACCUCUAGUGGUACAUGUACCUACCACAGGCUGGGAAUCACUGAUCUAAUAAUUUGAAGCUCCUAAUGACUCAGAAAUAAUAACUUGACUCAUGACUUUAUUCCAUUCAUCCUUUUAUACCACAAUAUGGCAGAACUUGUUUUAAGUUGUCUCCCAACUCCUUUUCUAUCAUCAUCAUCAUAAUUAGUCAUUAUCAUCACUUCAUUUAAUGUUGUUUUCCCUGAUGAGAUUGGAUGACACAUGUUUGGAGCAAAAUGUUUCCUCCACCAGAAGAUGUUCCUCUCUGACACAUCCUCCAUGCAAUGGACACGGCUUCUUUACACUGCCAUUUUUCCUUUCCUGUUCUGUUUAUUUUGUUCCAUACCUCACUGAAGCAUUUGUCUCUAUUACUUGAUGAAAUAGAUAGCAAGAUAAGUACAUUUUGUGAUGUAACAAAGUGUACACUGUAUUAAAACUAAGCUGUUCCUUCCUGAAUCAUAAGACCAGUACUACAAUAUAUCCUUUCCAACACAAUCACACACAUUUCUUAACAUUUGCAAGACUUAUUCAUUCUUAUAACAUGCUAAGGAUCUUACAUUACUAUUCAUAUACACCUAUAUUAGUGCUUCUGUUCUAACAUCUCACCACAUACAGAGCUGGAUAGGGAUUCUGCCUCUUGUAGUGAUUCAUGGACAUACACUGUGUAGCUAAUGCAAAAAUUUUACAUCAAGCAUUCCCACAUGAUUUUCUUUGUACAGCAGCACUAUAACACAACCCACAGCACGGCACACACUGGUGAAGCUCCACUGAGGUAAAUUCCUAAGGUUAAGUGGCUCACCUACAUAAUCAUAUACAGAACUAGUUCAUAUUACUGUAUGUAUUUUGUACAAUGUGAAACUAAAAGUGCAGAUUCAUGACACUAAAAUAUUAACACAAAUGCAAACAAUGAUGAUGCAGAAUCUGGUGCUGAAACACUAAAGGAAUCACUGGCAGAGUCAUCGAACAGAUCACUGUGCAAACAUGCCAUAGUUGUGCCAUAGGAAGACAAGGAAGACUAUGUGAGGAACUAUAUGAGUUGUGGAAUGAGUGAUAUUAUUAGAUGGACGUGGAGAGAAUGGAAGGGAGUGACACUAGAGAGGGAAUUGCAAGAGAAAGAUAAUGAAAAUGUAUGUUUGAUAUGCUCGGAUAGGAACAAAUGGAAACUUAAUUACUUUCAUUGUUAUCUAAGGAAAGAUCUGUUAUAUAUAAAUACAAUAGCUAAGUUGUGUGUGUGUGUGUGUGUGUGUGUGUGUGUGUGUGUGUGUGUGUGUGUGUGUGUGUGUGUGUGUGUGUGUGUGUGUGUGUGUGUGUGUGUUGUUUAUAUUUAGAAUUGUCCUGCUUUGGGGGACGGGGUCUAAUGGGCCUUCUGGUGUGGUCCACAGCUAUAUAUAUGUGUCUUAACUGGGAUGUGAGUGGGCCUCCUAUCACCCAUACUGUGCAGUAAGCUGUACCAUAAUGUCCCUUGAGAGAACAUACAAGGCUAAGAUAAUGAUGGAACUUUGACUGAUCUCUGUUCCAUAACUGCAUAACAUUCACUCUGCAUCAGUUCCCACUGCUCCAAAAUCAUGAUUCUAAACCUUAACCUUUCCUAUGCACUCAAUCUUUCAUUUUGUGGUAAUAUUCUCCUCAGAUACCUUGAGGUGGUUCAACUUUCAUACACUACUGCAUAAGGUAUCCAAAUUAAGUGUUACCCAAUCCAAAGAUCCAAGGAUAACAGUACAACCAGAUUCACAUUAUAGUCCCAGAGUCUAAGGCACUGUACUUUGCCCUCCAGGUCAGGGGUUCACUCCCUGGCAUGGGGCUCUCAUAGGGAACUUAUCAAACCUUCAGAUACCUUUCCCAGUGUAUUCAUAAGGUGCCCAAAGGAGCAUUGCACAACUACAUGACACAGUUUUGAUAAUGUGACUUCUGAAACACGAAAUUUGAUUUGAUAAAAAUGCAGACAUGAAAAAUAUACAAUAUGAUAAGUAGUGUAGUAUAACAUAAGGACAAGUUCCAUCCUGCUAUACAUUAAAAUCUAUUGGUGAACUCUGCAACCAUUCACAUCUACCAACACCAAGAGUUCGUUAGCUGUGUCUCAGCCUACACAAGAUUGAGCUCCAUAUUCUUCAACAUCUCUGUCUCAUCUUUACUUUUAACAGACUCUAGUGAAACUUAUCUGGGCUUUCAAUAAUGUUUUUAGGACACUAAUGACUGUAUAAUCACUGUUCUUCAUCAUGAAAAGGGCAAAACACCCAUGAGGACGAACACAGAAUUGUGAUUUUUUUAAAUAGUUCUCAUGAAAAAAUGGUUAUGAAUGUGAUCUUAGUUAUAUUACUGGGAGGACCUGCUGCUACUGUGUGUGUAGGCAGAGCAGUGGGUGGCUGCUCACUGUGUAUACUGGCAACAAGAGGUUGUGUGGCUUGUUGUGGAAAAACUGUUGUGUGCUACUGGGUCAGACUUGUGGCUUAGGUGUGAGUUAUCCAGCCACAUCAUGCUGGCAGCUACCUGAGGAACUUGUGUUUUCCUUUCUUAUGCAAACCUCUUUGUUAAUGUUAGUCAUCUUAAUGCAUGGCUUUCUGUUACAGUAUUAUUGUUUGCUUUUGCUGGUUCUAUGACUUUUCUUUCUUUUUCUUAUGGGAGGGAGGCAAGGGAGGGGUGUCACUGGCAGCACAAGGAGAAUUAUUGUAGCUAAUGUGUACCAUAGUUCACAUCAUCUAAGCUGUGAUCCACUCCUGUGAUUCAAGUUUAUUCAUGGUGUCUGUUUUGGUUGUGUUCUUUAUUUUGUAUACAAUGUCAAUUCUUAAUAAAAUAGUACUCGUAAA
Messenger RNA from Portunus trituberculatus (swimming crab), 7214 nucleotides. RefSeq lists its product as uncharacterized. The coding region runs from base 229 to 1320 and encodes 363 amino acids. The transcript has 6 exons. The record is from RefSeq and is a predicted model, not a curated record. Lineage: Eukaryota; Metazoa; Arthropoda; Malacostraca; Decapoda; Portunidae.